GAACACAUAUAUAAACCCAACUUCGCUAGGGUUUUGCCUUGCCGUUCGCAGACACCAGAGGUGAACCAGAGGAGCUCUCCAUCACAUCCUCACAAAAUGGCUCCGAAGAAAGGUGGAAAGGCACCAGUAGCAGCAGCGAAGAAGAAGCCGGAGAAGGUGUCAAACCCUUUGUUCGAGAAGCGCCCGAAGCAGUUCGGGAUCGGAGGGGCGUUGCCGCCGAAGAGGGAUCUGACCCGAUUCGUGAAGUGGCCCAAGACCGUUCAGAUCCAGAGGAAGAAGAGGAUCCUCAGGCAGCGGCUCAAGGUCCCACCCGCUCUCAACCAGUUCACGAAGACCCUUGACAAGAACCUCGCAACAAACUUGUUCAAGAUGCUUCUCAAGUACAGGCCUGAGGACAAGGCAGCAAAGAAAGAGCGUCUCCUGAAAAGAGCUCAGGCAGAGUCUGAGGGAAAACCUGUUGAAGCAAAGAAGCCUAUUGUUGUGAAAUAUGGUCUCAACCAUGUCACUUACCUCAUUGAGCAGAACAAAGCUCAGCUGGUGGUCAUUGCACAUGAUGUGGACCCAAUAGAGUUGGUAGUAUGGCUUCCGGCAUUGUGCAGGAAGAUGGAAAUCCCAUACUGCAUUGUGAAAGGGAAAGCACGCUUGGGGGCGGUUGUCCACCAGAAAACUGCAUCAGUUUUGUGCUUGACCACUGUCAAAAAUGAAGAUAAGUUGGAGUUUAGCAAGAUCUUAGAGGCUAUCAAGGCCAACUUCAAUGAUAAGUAUGACGAGUACAGGAAAAAGUGGGGUGGUGGAAUCAUGGGUUCCAAAUCCCAGGCUAAAACUAAGGCCAAAGAGAGACUUCUUGCCAAGGAAGCUGCUCAGAGAAUGUCUUAAGAGUCAUGAUUAUGUGUUUCUUGUUUUACUUAGAUAUGAUUGUCCGAAGCUGUUAUUUGUUACAUUUUUGUUGGUUCAAGUUUAUUCUCAUCAACUGCAGAGGUUUUGUUUCUUUAGAGGCAGCUUAUAUAAAUUGAGGAACAGCUAAUGUUGGUGUUUGAACGUAAGCUGCCAUGCUGUAAUAGCAUUUGGGUUAGACAUUAAUGUAUGACGCCUUCUUUUUGGUA
Molecule: messenger RNA, 1103 nt
Organism: Alnus glutinosa
Lineage: Eukaryota; Viridiplantae; Streptophyta; Magnoliopsida; Fagales; Betulaceae
Product: large ribosomal subunit protein eL8y-like
Exons: 7
Coding region: 97-876 (259 amino acids)
Biological process (GO): ribosome biogenesis
Cellular component (GO): ribonucleoprotein complex
Source: RefSeq, a predicted model, not a curated record